This is a messenger RNA of Lotus japonicus, 2880 nucleotides long. RefSeq names its product probable cyclic nucleotide-gated ion channel 20, chloroplastic. Bases 415 to 2736 code for a protein of 773 amino acids. The record is from RefSeq and is a predicted model, not a curated record. NCBI's taxonomy places the organism in Eukaryota, Viridiplantae, Streptophyta, Magnoliopsida, Fabales, Fabaceae. The transcript has 13 exons. Gene Ontology annotation, molecular function: monoatomic ion channel activity. Gene Ontology annotation, cellular component: membrane. Gene Ontology annotation, biological process: transmembrane transport; monoatomic ion transport.
CACACCCUACAAUUGACUUAGUAGUCAAACGCAACUCGUAGAUAGUUGGCCUCCUUAAGUAUGUAGUCAUCUGGAGAUAUCGAUCCAUGAGUCAUGCGUGUGUAGAAGGAUUUGUCACUUAAUGUGAUCUCAGAGCGUCGAGCGUCGGACGACUAGUCUCAUGACUACUGAUUAUGGGAUACCAUGGAAAACAAAAAGAAAACGUCUUGAUGUUCACAUAUGCAUCAGGCUCACACUUCAUUUCCUUCAUCCUUGGAGUGUUACUUUAACUUGAUCACCGAGCUCCUUUCCACUCUCCCCCCAUAAUCAACGAGCUACCACUUUCAGAAAUGCUAAUUUAACUUGAUUAGGUGCAAGAUAGUUGGUGGGAGCUUUCACUGGGAACUUCUCUUCAAACAGAAACGUCAAGGAAACAUGCCUCAAUUCGACAAAGAUGGGGUGCCGGUGCUGUUGGAAACACAUGCUCAACAAUCUGAUGAAUUCAUGGAUUCUAAUUGCCGGAGGCUCUCAUACAGGACACGGAGUGCAUCAAUUUCUAUUCCGAUGGUCCCCAUUGAACCAUAUGAGGGAGGAACUCAUCUUGUUGGACAUACUGGUCCACUUCGUAGUGUGAGAAAACCACCCUCUGGGCAGAUGAGUGGUCCACUAUAUGCUACCACUGCAGGAGCUGGAAAUCAUUUUCAGCACAGUAUAGCUGUGCCAGGAAAAAAAGCAGUGGAGGGCAAGACACAACAACUUUCAACUUUUGAUGGUACAGAUGAGAAUCUUUGGAACAACAACUAUGAUAGAAAAAAUGAACACUUACUGAGGUCUGGGCAGCUGGGAAUGUGUAAUGAUCCUUAUUGCACUACUUGCCCUACUUAUAUUAAGGCUUCUCAGAAAGGAAAUCCAAAGGUUUCGACUGUGUUUGAUUCCAAGUUCCAUAAUUCUCUUUAUGGGGAGGCAAAAGGUUUUGGAAGAAAACUUUUUUCUUUCUGCUCUUCAUGUGUUCCUGGAGUUAUGAACCCUCACGCUAAAGUUGUACAACAAUGGAACAAGUUUCUGGCCAUGUUUUGCUUGAUGGCGAUUUUUGUUGAUCCAUUAUUUUUCUUCUUAUUCUAUGUGAGGAAGGAUUCUAACUGUAUUGUUAUCGACCUGACAAUGACAAAAAUACUUCUUUUACUUCGAAGCAUAAAUGAUGUUGUAUAUUUAUUGAACAUUCUUCUCCAGUUUAGGUUGGCUUAUGUUUCACCUGAAUCAACGGUGGUUGGGGCUGGAGAUUUAGUUGACAAUCCCAAAAAAAUUGCUCUUAAUUACGUGAAGGGUUACUUUUUUUUUGACUUAUUUGUCGUAUCACCACCUCUACCUCAGAUAAUGAUACUUUUUGUCCUACCGACUUCCUUGGGAUCACCAGGACCAAAUUCUACUAAGAAUGUUCUACAUGUAGCAGUCCUUUUGCAGUAUGUUCCCAGAUUAUUCAGGUUUUUGCCUCUGCUAAUUGGCCAGUCUCCAACUGGAUUCAUAUUUGAGUCAGCAUGGGUGAAUUUCGUCAUAAAUCUUCUCAUUUUUAUGCUAUCUGGCCAUGUUGUUGGAUCUUGCUGGUACCUCUUUGGUUUACAGAGGGUUAAUCAAUGUUUGCAAAAUGUCUGCCAUAGUUCUAUUAAACAUGGAUGCACGGAAUUGAUUGAUUGUGAUUCUAGGAUGGGCCAGAUGUCAGCUAUGUGGAGAAACAAUACAAAUGCCACUGCUUGUUUGAAUUCCACAUCUGGUUCUUUCCCUUAUGGGAUAUAUGACAGAGCUGUAGCACUUACUACAGAAACUAAGGUGGUCAAGAAAUAUGUGUUUGCACUGUUUUGGGGCUUCCAACAAAUCAGUACUCUGGCCGGUAAUCAAAAUCCAAGCUAUUUUGAGUGGGAGGUCCUUUUUACAAUGGCCAUCAUAGGAUUGGGACUUUUGCUUUUUGCGCUUCUCAUUGGAAACAUACAGAACUUUCUUCAGGCUCUUGGACGGAGGAGGCUAGAGAUGCAACUUAGAGGCCGUGAUGUUGAGCAAUGGAUGAGCCACCGUCGCUUGCCAGAAGGUCUCAGAAGGAAAGUACGUCAGGCUGAACGGUAUAGUUGGGCUGCAACAAGGGGGGUUAAUGAAGAAAUGCUUCUAGAGAAUUUGCCGGAAGAUCUCCAGACAGACAUUAGACGCCAUCUCUUCAAAUUUGCAAAAAAGGUUCGAAUUUUUGCCCUGAUGGAUGAACCUAUCUUAGAUGCUAUUCGUGAGAGACUUAAACAGAAGACAUACAUCAAAGGAAGUAGAAUUUUGAGUCGGGGAAGUCUUGUAGAAAAGAUGGUCUUUGUUGUGCGUGGAAAAUUAGAGAGCAUUGGAGAAGAUGGAAUUGGAGUUCCCUUAUCUGAAGGAGAUGCUUGUGGUGAAGAACUUCUCACAUGGUAUCUUGAGAAUUCUUCUGUAAGCAAAGAUGGUAAAAAAGUAAGGCUUCCAGGACAGAGGUUGCUAAGCAACAGAACUGUGAGAUGCUUAACAAAUGUGGAGGCAUUUUCACUCCAUGCUGCAGACCUUGAAGAAGUAACAUUUCUUUUCACAAGAUUCUUGCGGAGCCCUCAGGUCCAAGGAGCUCUAAGGUAUGAAUCACCUUACUGGAGAUCCCUUGCAGCAAACAGAAUUCAGGUUGCAUGGAGAUACAGGAAGAAACGUCUAGGUCGUGCUCGUGCUAAUAUCUCACAAUCAGAUCAAACACCGAAGUCGUAGGAAUGAAUCACUGAUUUGUAUGCCAUAGAGAACUAGAUUGUAAAGUGCUUAAUGAAUUUGCAAUUCUUGUAAACUAGGAAUGAAUCAUCACAUUAUCAUAAAACAACUUAUUUUCUGCCAAAUUAUCAGUUGAAGAUUCACUUA